This is a messenger RNA of Megalobrama amblycephala (Wuchang bream), 2378 nucleotides long. RefSeq names its product aryl hydrocarbon receptor nuclear translocator-like 1b (gene bmal1b). The record is from RefSeq and is a predicted model, not a curated record. Gene Ontology annotation, molecular function: protein dimerization activity; RNA polymerase II cis-regulatory region sequence-specific DNA binding; DNA-binding transcription factor activity, RNA polymerase II-specific. The coding region runs from base 272 to 2140 and encodes 622 amino acids. Gene Ontology annotation, biological process: circadian rhythm; regulation of transcription by RNA polymerase II. Lineage: Eukaryota; Metazoa; Chordata; Actinopteri; Cypriniformes; Xenocyprididae. The transcript is spliced from 20 exons. Gene Ontology annotation, cellular component: cytoplasm; transcription regulator complex; aryl hydrocarbon receptor complex.
AUUGGCUCAGUAAAUAGGUUAGUGGCCCGCUAGUUAUUAGAUUGAGAGGAAAGUAGGUCACAGCGAAUGAAGCAGAAACUGCCCAGCUCCGUCCAUAUUCGCUUCAUCAUACAUGUGCUUUUCUGCCUUUUCAUGUCCAGUGCCUGUUCGUGUAUUUCAGCAGAAGCCAGUGCUGUGACGAGACAGCUGUUCUCUGAGAGGAGGAUCGCGUCAGACAGCCUCAGGAAAUGGUGAAGGUAGAGCAGCCCUCGUCUAUCUCUGUGAUGAUCUAAUGGCAGACCAAAGAAUGGACAUCUCCUCCACAAUGAAUGAGUUCAUGUCCAGUUCCACUGACCUGAUCAGCAGCUCCAUGGGAACGCCAGGCAUGGACUACAGUCGCAAGAGGAAGGGCAGCAUCACCGACUAUCAAAUCGAUGGAUAUUCUUUUGAGGACAAUAUGGACACAGACAAGGACAAACAACUUGGAAGGGUCGAUCACCAGAUUAAGAAUGCAAGCAGGGAGGCUCACAGUCAGAUAGAGAAGAGACGCAGAGAUAAAAUGAACAGCUUUAUUGAUGAGCUGGCUUCAUUAGUGCCUACCUGCAACGCCAUGUCCCGCAAGCUGGACAAACUCACUGUGCUGCGCAUGGCGGUCCAGCAUAUGAAAACACUUCGAGGUGCUGCAAACCCUUAUACUGAAGCUAACUACAAGCCAGACUUUUUAUCAGACGAUGAGCUGAAGCACUUAAUAUUAAGGGCUGCUGAUGGUUUUCUAUUCGUUGUGGGCUGUGAUCGGGGGAAGAUCCUUUUUGUAUCAGAGUCUGUCUACAAAAUUCUAAAUUACAGUCAGAAUGACCUGAUUGGCCAGAGUUUGUUUGAUUAUUUGCAUCCUAAAGACAUUGCAAAAGUCAAAGAGCAGCUCUCGUCAUCUGACACAGCACCACGGGAGAGACUCAUUGAUGCUAAAACUGGGCUGCGAGUCAGGACAGACAUUGCCCCUAGUCCCUCCAGAUUGUGCUCGGGGGCCAGACGCUCCUUCUUCUGCAGAAUGAAGUGCAACAGGUCCCUUGUCAAAAUGGAGGAAAAAGAUUUUUCCUCGACUUGCUCCAAAAAGAAUGCCGAUCGCAAGAGCUUCUGCACCAUCCACAGCACUGGAUAUCUGAAGAGCUGGCCGCCAACUAAGAUGGGCUUAGAUGAAGACAAUGAGCCUGAUAACGAAGGCUGUAAUCUCAGCUGCUUAGUGGCCAUUGGCCGAUUACAUCCUCAUAUUGUCCCGCAACCUAUGAAUGGAGACAUCCGGGUGAAGCCGACAGAGUAUGUCUCGCGCCAUGCCAUUGAUGGGAAGUUUGUCUUUGUGGACCAAAGGGCCACGGCCAUUCUUGCUUAUCUACCUCAAGAGCUGCUGGGCACGUCUUUCUAUGAGUAUUUCCAUCAGGAUGACAUCGGACAUCUUGCUGAAUGCCAUAGACAGGUACUCCAGAUGAGAGAGAAGAUCAACACUAACUGUUACAAUUUCAAGAUUAAAGAUGGCUCUUUUAUAACUUUAAGAAGUCGCUGGUUCAGUUUCAUGAACCCUUGGACCAAAGAAGUAGAAUACAUUGUCUCAACUAAUACAGUCGUCUCGGGAAGUUCACUUGAGGGAGCAGAGCCUCACUAUCCUCAGCUCACUGCCUCCCCCCAGAGUAUGGACAGUGUCCUUACAGCCGGUGACGGAUCAGGGAAGACUGUCCCUGGAAUACCUGGAGGCACAAGACCCGGAGCAGGAAAGAUCGGACGCAUGAUCGCGGAGGAAGUGAUGGAGAUCCAAAGGAUAAGAGGCUCAUCCCCCUCUAGCUGUGGCUCGAGCCCCCUCAACAUCACCAACAGCACACCCCCUCCUGAUACAUCGUCCCCUGGGGGCAGGAAGAUUUCAAAUGGUGGAACUCCAGACAUUCCCUCUGCAGGGAUGGUGUCAGGCCAGGACAGCAUAGGCUAUCCUUACUCUAACAGCUCUAUUUUAAGUGACAAUUCACACAUUGGUAUCGGUGACAUCAUGGACGAGCCGGGCUCCAGCAGCCCCAGUAAUGAUGAGGCUGCCAUGGCGAUCAUCAUGAGUCUGCUGGAGGCCGACGCAGGCCUGGGAGGUCCCGUGGACUUCAGCGACCUGCCCUGGCCGCUGUGAGAAGCUAUAAUGUGUACAACCUGACAUACUGUAUCCAUCUCGUUUGUGUUCGAACCAGCCAUGACUUUGAUAAUCAAUGUGUGGACAGGUUUUUUUUUUUUUUUUUGGUGACGUUACGUUUGUUUUUGUCACAAUGCCUCAGGUAGCUCCGCCCAUAGCAAAGUCUCAUUGGUCCACAACCCCAUUCCACAGCUGUAUAAUCCAACGUGUCAAAGAAGUGAUCUUGUCACUAUUUCAC